AUGGAUUCCCCUGCGAAUCAGUCGUUUCAGUCGCUUCCAGCUCCGCAGAGGCGGUCGAACAGACAACAGAGAAAAGCAUGUGAUCUAUGUCGCCGGCGUAAGGUACGAUGCGAUAUAGUCGAUAGACCCGGUGGCCCAUGCUCCGUCUGUGAAAGGUCCGAGAUAGAAUGUCGGUCUACCACUCAAUGGGCUAAACCGAACCGUCGAACACUGCACMCCCGCCGUGCUCGAUUGCAGCCCCGAGACGGUCGGCCACCUGCUUCUACCGAGAGUAUAGGAUUGUCUAAUCCUGCUCAGCUUGAGUGGAUCCCUGCGGGUGGUAGCCCUGACCAGAAUAUUGUAGAUUAUGAUAGCCCCGAGGGCCUGCAAAGAAAUAAUAGGGCUGCGUUUACAUUGAGUACAGCAACGGCUUCGUCUCGUCGAUCGCCUCCACUCACUCGCGCACCCAUAUACACUUCGGCAGGCGAAAGAGAAGAUUUUGCCCGAAGCGGAUUGGCUCGCUUUUUCAAGCAUGGAAUCAGUGCAGGCGCAUGGGGUGUUUUCGAUUCGCUGAAUAGCUUUCGUAUUGCGUACGUUGGCACAGCCGUAUCCAAUCUAGUUCAUCUAGUCCGGCUUCAUCGCGCAUCUAUGCAUGUAUCAGGCUCUCGAUCCACGGGUCAGAUCGGCCCGGAACAAUCACCUCCAUUCUCGACCUCACCAACCAAUCUGAAUGGUAUCGCGUUAGAUGCCAAUGCAUGCAACGAUCUGGAUUGGAGAAAAACUGUAGUUCACUACCCCUAUCCUCCAAUCCGUCCAAAUAAUGGCUGGAAACCUGGACCAGAGGCAUGGAGUGGUAUGUUAGCACACGACCUCGCGGCGGAGGUAUCGUCUUUCCCGGCCCUAGAAAUCCGUGAUGCUUUAGUGGAUGCAUACUUUGAGCACAUUCAUCCAUUCCAUCCAGUAAUCUCUAUGCCUGAGUUUAUGGCAGCGUAUAAGUCGAAAAACAACCCGCCACCACUAUUGCUAUUCCAGGCGGUACUAACAGCUGGAGCUCACGCCUGCUCGCAUCCUCUAGUCGCCAGCGCGCGACAUGCCGUGAAAAACACUCUCUAUCGCCGAGCAAGCAUGUUAUUUCACAUACGUCAUGAGACGGAUCGGGUCUUUCUAAUGCAGGCUGCAAUCCUUUUUACGCGACACAUAGGGGAUGGCGACACGGUUACCGCCGGGCCCUGGUAUUGGAGCGGUAUUGCCGUCCGCAUCGGAUGCGGCCUUGGGAUGCAUCGACAAAGCGCUAUCUUACCUCCAAUGGAAACUUCGCAGUAUCGACGUUGCUGGUGGACAGCAUUUAUCUGUGAAGUGUUCUCUUCGCUAGAAACCGGACGACCAUGCGCAGUUCGUGCUGAGGAUAUAGAUCAGCUACCCCUAUCUGCCGAAGACAUGACAGAUACCGCUUCUUCGAGCAGCAACUUGGGCCUACAUUCCAAUUUUCUCAUGCAGAUGGUCGACCUCGCGCAUAUCGGGUUAGAUAUAUUAACCUUGAACGAGCCUGGUCAGCGGCGCGUAAUCGAUGUGCACGCAAUCAACGCCCGCUUGUGCCAAUGGUCUCUUCAAUCCGGUAUACCCUCCUCGUCCGAUGAGGAAAACCCAUGGGAUUACCAACUACAUAUGCACUAUAAUCUCAUGUUGCUACACCUCCACCGGAAUUUUGAGACAGGGCUCAAAAGCCAGGAUGUAUGCUCCGUAGCCGCUAACGCCAUCAUCAGAACACUCGAAAAACUCGUAGCCCUAGACUGUCUUUGCCAGUGCCACUUCACGGCGGUCAGCGCUGUCACGGCGGCUGGAAUUCAACUCGCCAAUGAUAUUCGCUUAGCAGUAACUAUGGGUUCUUUCCUGGUGGCCCUGAACGGUCUCGAAAAUUUGAACAGACUGCUUCGAUCUGCUAUGCUAUUGGCUAAAUACUGGCCCAAUGCAGAAGCAGUUCAUAGUUUAUUUCAGGAGAUAUAUCACGAAUAUAAGUCCUACGUAACCAAGGGUCUACAGGGUGAACAAGUCAUGUUUUCUGAGAACCAGCCAGACUGGUAUCGCUUGUUGGCGGGAGCGCAAUCGGCACAGUCCAAUAACUCUGUUCCACCGGAUUGGAUGAAUAUUGUCAAUGAGUCGUACCCAUUAUAG
Talaromyces amestolkiae is the source of this 2151-nucleotide messenger RNA. RefSeq lists its product as uncharacterized. NCBI's taxonomy places the organism in Eukaryota, Fungi, Ascomycota, Eurotiomycetes, Eurotiales, Trichocomaceae. The record is from RefSeq and is a predicted model, not a curated record. The transcript has 2 exons. Gene Ontology annotation, biological process: regulation of DNA-templated transcription; DNA-templated transcription. Gene Ontology annotation, molecular function: zinc ion binding; DNA-binding transcription factor activity, RNA polymerase II-specific; DNA binding. Bases 1 to 2151 code for a protein of 716 amino acids.